AUGGUCAAAUUACUUGACUAUGACCAGCGCAUGCAAAUACUGCAGCAAUCGCAAACGGCAUAUUUUAUAUGCAUCGUGGUCUGCCAGUGGAUGGACGUGAUUUGCUCAAAAACACGCAGGCAAUUGGGUACUCAAUUUCAGCAUAUGUUUCGAGACGGCACUAUGCCUUGGGUAUGGCUGUGCGGUUUACCAUUCUUUAUAUAUUUGAUGUGUUAUGAAGAGUUACGUAAAUUCUUGAUACGUCGGUACCCCGACUCCUGGCUGGGCAAAGAGCUGUUGAUUUAGCCAUGCUUAUUUUACUAUUAUAGUUCUACUUUUAGUAUUAUUUUAUUGUUAAUUUUAUGGAUUAAAUGUUUUGGAUGUGCUAGUG
Molecule: messenger RNA, 370 nt
Organism: Medioppia subpectinata
Lineage: Eukaryota; Metazoa; Arthropoda; Arachnida; Sarcoptiformes; Oppiidae
Source: the annotation of a GenBank genome assembly